AGGUGUGAAAUAAGUAAAUGUCACAGACUCACAGUCGUCCAUUGGCUAGAGAAAACAAGAGCAACGGAGCUCGACGACGAUAGCACAAACAACGUACUAGAGAGAGAGAGAGAGAGAGAGAGAGAGAGAGAGAGUAUGAAGGAGGAGGCCAUAAGCUCUUCAGCUAAUCCACGUUUGGUCUUCAAAUCAUCUUCUACAAGCCCUACCCCCGCUGCUAGUUCUGCAGGGGCAUCAUCCCCUGCUGUGCCAGUGAAUGCUGGAAGUAUAGACUGGUUGGGUCAUGGACAAGGGUCCAAAGCAGGUUCUCUAUCUCGCAUUGGUUCGCAGAACCUGCGGACUUCGUUGAGCACAAGCGCUGGUGGUUCUGCCCUUGGAUCAUCACAACCUUCAUGCAGACCGUGGGAAAGGGGGGAUUUACUGAGGCGUCUUUCUACUUUCAAGCCUGCAAAUUGGUUUGGGAAGCCAAAGGCUGCAAGUUCGUUGGCUUGUGCCAGAAGAGGCUGGGUGAAUUUUGAUGUUGAUAAGAUUGAGUGUGAAUCAUGCGGUGCAAACCUGCAGUUUGUUUUAUCAGCUUCCUGGACCCCUACAGAAGGUGCUGCAGAAGACUUUGCCAAGCAGCUAGAUGCAGCGCACAAAGUCAGUUGUCCUUGGAGAGGAAACAGUUGUGCAGAAAGCUUGGUGCAGUUUCCUCCUGCUCCCCCAUCAGCUCUUAUUGGGGGUUAUAAAGAUCGCUGUGAUGGACUCCUGCAGUUUCUCUCUCUCCCACUUGUGGCUGCUUCUGCAAUUGAGCAGAUGCGAGUUUCUCGGGACCCAGAAAUCGAAAGACUUCUUGUGCACUCAGAGACUUUUGCAGCUGGUGAAUCUGGCAUUAAGACAGAGAAUCUCUCAGAAAACACUAGAGAAGAGGCCCUCUCUAAAUACUCGAAUGCUCGAAAGCUAAUAAGCUUGUGCGGAUGGGAACCAAGAUGGCUUCCAAAUAUUCAGGACUGUGAAGAACAUUCUGCUCAAUCAGCCAGGAAUGGAUGUUCAGUGGGUCCUACCAGAGACCACGGUCAUCUCCCAGAUGCUGGUCCUAGCAAGAAAGCAUUCUCUGCUUCAACCAAAAAAGAUUCUGGAAAAAAGGAAGUACUUGGUUUCGAGGCUAAAUCUCAGUCUAGGUCACCUUUGUUAGACUGUAGCCUUUGUGGAGCCACUGUUAGAAUCUGGGACUUUCUGACUAUAUCUCGUCCAGCUCGCUUUGCUCCCACUAGCAUAGAUAUUCCCGAUACAAGCAAGAAAAUGGCAUUGACUCGUGGAGUAAGUGCGGCAAGUGGAAUCAGUGGGUGGAUUGCUACUGAUGGUUUGGCAAAAGAGCAGACCGAGGACCGUGAUGAAGCUGCAACACCAGAUGAGGGGAAAUCACAGUCAAAUGUUGGGGUGGAUUUAAAUCUAACUAUGGGUGUUGGGUUAUCCACACAUAUGCAUAUGACAAUGAUGGCUGAACAAUACCAAGGUAUGGGAAGAGAUUUAGUUAUCAGACAGCCUUCCAGCAGUGAGAUAGGUGACCGUGCAGCUUCAUAUGAGUCACGAGGUCCCAGUACACGUAAGCGAAACUUGGAUGAAGGUGGAAGUACUGUCGACAGGCCACAACUAAUGAUGCAACAAGCAGACAGCAUCGAAGGAACUGUCAUCGAUCGUGAUGGUGAUGAAGUUGAUGACGGAGGGGAGUACUCAGCGGGCCCCUCAAAGCGUGCCCGUGACUUUGAUGUAUUUGAAGCCUACCCUUCAUCAUAUCGAAGAGAUUCAUCUGGAGCUGGUCCUAGCCAUUCAGUGGGUUUUGACAUUGAGACAGAUGCUCACAGAGUUGACCCUUUCCACCAGGGAAAUGAACAAAUUACUGGCCUUCCAUCCACUACUAGAGAUUCAACUCGUGUCUCCUCUGUUAUUGCGAUGGACACGUUCUAUAACAAUGCAGACGACGACUCUAUGGAAAGUGUAGAAAACUAUCCAGGAGAUGUUGAUGAUGUCCAUUUCCCGUCUAUGGCAAUGUUUAGGCAUCCAGAUUUGAAUGAAACAUCAGAAUUGAACUACAGUAAUCCAGCACAAGAGAGUACCUGUCCAGGUACCCUCAGAAUAGCUAGAGAAAUGGGUGUUAGCAGCACAAAUGAUGGUGAGGAAGUAUUAAACGCAGACACUGCAACUGCUCAUGGGAGGGAUGCUCCUAGCUUUGGUAUUAGUGGAGGAAGUGUGGGAAUGGGUGCUAGUCAUGAAGCUGAAAUUCACGGGACUGAUGUUUCUGUGCAUAGAGCAGAUAGUGUUGUAGGAGAUGUAGAACCAAUUGCCGAAGUCACUGAGAAUCAGGGUCAAACGGGUGAGUUUGGUCCAGAUCCUGGUCUAAUGGGUGAUUUUGUCCCUGAAGAAGUUGAUCGAGAGGAUCCUCAUGGUGACAGCCAAGAUUUGAUGUUUAGGCCUGUAGGAAGGGCAGAUAGUGGCUCAAAGAUUCUUGGUUCAGCUAAGGCUGAAUCCGUUGAAAGUGGUGAGAAAACCAGUAGCAUGAAUAUCUUACCUCAGGAGAACAGUACCCAUCCUUCUUUUUCUUGCAAUGCCAUUGUAUGUUCUGGUCCUGAAGCAUCGAAGGAAGAAGUGACUCAGGCUGGCAAGGCAUCACCUACUGAUGACUGCGCGUACCCUGAAUCAAAUUAUUUGGUGGCAAAUGGGAUAGGGCCUCCAAAUGGAGAAAGCAACUAUGACGAAGCUGUAGAGUUUGAUCCAAUCAAGCAUCACAAUUACUUUUGUCCCUGGGUGAACGGUAAUGUUGCUGCAGCAGGCUGUAGUAGUAGCAGUGGCUCCAGUUCCGGUGCUGCUGCUAUAGCUCUUUGUGGUUGGCAGCUGACUUUGGAUGCAUUGGACGCCUUCCAAUCACUUGGGCAUCUCCCAAUCCAAACUGUUGAAUCUGAAUCAGCUGCAUCUCUAUACAAGGAUGAUCAUCGAACUUCAAGUCGAAAACUUCUUCCGCGUCACUCAUUCAGCAAAAGCCGUGGACAUAACUGAAAUGAAGCCCCAUCCUGAGUAGUGCCAACAGUAAUAGUUUUAUUAUCGUGUGCUGCGGUGCAAGCAAUACAUAAGAAGUCCAUAUGGUUGUUUUCUCAUUGUGGCUGCUGCUUUUAAGACAAAUACAGUGGUCUCCCAGUGUUCCACCAAGAAUCUGGAGAAUUGGAUGUUCCUCAAUGGAGUUAUAGAACUUCUUCCUCCUUUGUUUCUUCUUUUCUUUCGGAGUGAAGUAAUAAUUAUAUACUUCGGAUAUCCUGUGAUGUUGAUUCUGUUUUCCUUUAAGUUGGACAGUUUGAUGGAUGAGAACGUUAUUGCGAUUUUCGUUGUUAAUUAUGCACUAGGCCAAUUAUGUUUCCAGACAUCAAGGAACUGACUAUAUAUGAUUGGCUGUUUAUGAAUAA
Molecule: messenger RNA, 3431 nt
Organism: Rhododendron vialii
Lineage: Eukaryota; Viridiplantae; Streptophyta; Magnoliopsida; Ericales; Ericaceae
Exons: 8
Coding region: 136-3030 (964 amino acids)
Cellular component (GO): nucleus
Molecular function (GO): zinc ion binding
Source: RefSeq, a predicted model, not a curated record